Aethina tumida (small hive beetle) is the source of this 1633-nucleotide messenger RNA. Its product is annotated as regulator of nonsense transcripts 3B. Gene Ontology annotation, molecular function: mRNA binding. Gene Ontology annotation, cellular component: nucleolus; cytoplasm. The transcript has a single exon. Gene Ontology annotation, biological process: nuclear-transcribed mRNA catabolic process, nonsense-mediated decay; positive regulation of translation. The coding region runs from base 85 to 1443 and encodes 452 amino acids. Lineage: Eukaryota; Metazoa; Arthropoda; Insecta; Coleoptera; Nitidulidae. The record is from RefSeq and is a predicted model, not a curated record.
UUGUCGAUAGUUGCACGUCAAGUUUAUUUUAUUUUCCAAUUAGAUUUCAGUCAGGUUAGGUUUUUGAAUAAUUCCAAUCCGAUUAUGGCACAAACGGAAGUUUCAAGCGAGAAAAAAGCAGAAAGUAAAUCGUCUGAAAAAAAGGAGAAGCCCCUAACAAAGGUGAUAGUGAGGCGUUUGCCCCCGUCGAUAGAUUUGGAAACGUUUCUAAAUCAAAUAUCGCCAGCACCGGAUUAUAACUACAUUUAUUUGGCGAAAGGCGACAGCAGUUUAGGAGAGAACUGCUUUGCCAGGGUGUACAUAAAUUUUAUUUGUCCUGAAGACGUGUACAACUUCAAAGAAAGGUUUGAUAACUAUGUGUUUUUGGAUAGUAAGGGACAUGAAUAUCCUGCAGUUGUUGAGUUUGCUUCUUUCCAAAAGAUACCCAAAAAAAGGGGUAAAGUCAGAAUGGAUCCUAAAUGUGGGACCAUUGAAUCUGAUCCUUUGUAUUCAGAGUUUGUGAAAUUGAUCAAUAAACCAAUGGAACAAGAUGAAAAACCUGAAUAUUCACUACAAUUAACAACUGAAAACAAAAAUGACACAACCACCCCAUUACUUGAUUAUAUUAACAACAAAAGGGCGGAAAGACAGAAGUAUAGGGAAGGAAGACGCGAAGAAAGAAAAAGAAAGGAGUUGGAGAGGAGGAAGGGAAGAGAGGAUGAAAGAAAAAGAAUUAAUGAAGAAAAAUCUCCACAUAAAACAGUUGUAAUAAAACCACAGGGAAAAGCAUCACCAAAGGAAGAUAAAACUACUGAAGAUGAGGUUGAAAGAGAUACAGAAAAAGAAAGUCCAGAUGAGAAGCCUUCAAAAGUGUAUGAAAGAUCUUUGUUUUAUAAGAAUAAGGAAAAGAAAUUUGAUAAGUAUGAGGAAAGAAGAAAAGAAAAGCCAAAAUACAAAGAUUUUUCGGAAAAACGUGAUUUUAAAAGAGGUGAAGAUAGGGAAUAUAGAAGCAAAUAUGAUUAUGACAAGAAGGAAAAGUAUGAGUACAAAAAGGAAAGGUAUGAUGGAUAUAGAAAGGAAAAGUAUGAGGAGCCAUCUAGGGAAGAAACCAAGUCAACCAAAAAGGUGAAAAAAUAUAGUGAAAAACGCGAAGAAAGAAAGAUGGAAGCUCAGAAGGCUGAGCAAAGAAAAUUAGAACAAGCUGAGAAAAAUAAAGAAAGUCCUCCAGAAGAUAAGUCAGCACAAAACAAAACUCCAGAAAAGAAAGAAAAUGUUGAAAACAAAAAUUCUAGUGAAGCAUCAGAGACGCCAAAAAAAAUGUCGGAAAAAACCGAGAGAGAGAGGAAAGAGGAACUUAAGGAACAGAAGAGAAUAAGAAAUAAGGACAGACCAGCCCUAACCAUUUACAGACCUGGAAUGUUGUCAAAGAGAAAACAAGUUGAAGGGGACAAUGAAAAUAAAUGAGAUUUAUUUGGUUAGAUUGUAUUUGUGAAAGAAUUUAGUUAUGUAUGUAUCAAAUGGGAUUUUAAGAAUUUGUUAUUGAAUUUAUUAAUUUAUAAUAUUGAUUGUCUUGUUAUUUACAAGUUGCAUGCAGUAUCAAACUGACUGUUUGGAGAUGAUGGUUUGGAAAAAUAAAGAUAUCUGGUGAUUUUCA